Molecule: messenger RNA, 1761 nt
Organism: Ostreococcus tauri
Lineage: Eukaryota; Viridiplantae; Chlorophyta; Mamiellophyceae; Mamiellales; Bathycoccaceae
Product: Zinc finger, RanBP2-type
Exons: 1
Coding region: 1-1761 (586 amino acids)
Biological process (GO): regulation of mRNA splicing, via spliceosome
Cellular component (GO): nucleus
Molecular function (GO): mRNA binding; zinc ion binding
Source: RefSeq, a predicted model, not a curated record
AUGAGCGACGACGGCGGCGCGCGCGAGGGACGACCUCGAAAGAGAAAAUCGAGAUGGGACGCCGAUGACGGCGCCGCGGGCGAGACGCGGGAGAUCGCGGCGACGGGUGAUGGAUCAAGGUUCGGCACGGGGCCGUCGAUGGUCGAACAGGAUGCGGGAGACGGGCCGGUGGCGCUGCCGGACGCGGCGGCGAUUCACGCGCACUUGGCGUCGAGAGGGGUGGUGUCGGCGAGCGCGAUGACGACGCUGCGAACGGAUGAUCCGGAGGUGACGCGGAAGUUUGCGAAGUAUCAAGACGUGAGCCAGCGUUUGGCGAUGCGGGAUUUCACGGAUGAUCGACCGGAGAGCGAUCGGAGUCCGUCGCCGCCGCCAAAGUAUAACCGGUUCGGCGUCAAGGUGAACACGCGAGAGGCUCGGAUGAAGGAUAAGCUUUUGCGAGAGCGGGACGAGUUGAUUGAGUUUUUGAUGGAGCGCGCGCGAGGGGAGUUCCAGCCCCCGCCGGAUUGGCGACCGAGAAAGAAGGAGAGGAAGCUUUACGUGCCGGAGGACGAGUACCCGGGGUACAACUUCAUCGGCUUGAUUCUGGGUCCUCGUGGGAACACGCAGAAGCGCAUGGAACGCGAAACGAAUACGCGAAUCAUGCUUCGAGGCAAGGGCAGCGUCAAACCGGGCGCGCACAGGGAUCACAAGACGGAUUACAAGGAGGACGAGCCUUUGCACGUGGUCGUCUUGGGUGAGCGGUGGGAGGACGUCGACAGGGCGGCGGAGAUGGUCGGACACAUUUUGCGGCCGAUCGACGAGGAAGAGAACGUGCACAAGCGCAUGCAGCUUCGUGAGUUGGCGUCCAUCAACGGUACUUUCGUUGAAACGUUCGGCGCGUGUAAAUUCUGCGGCGUCCAGGGACACGUGCAGGCGAACUGCCCUGAGCGCGAGAAGAUGGAGAGCUAUCGCGCACCGGUGGAGCUCGUGACGUGUAAGAUUUGCGGUAACGGAGGCCACCCGACGCGAGAUUGUCCACUCGCCGGCAAGGCUGACGCGGUCGCGGCGACGAACGAGAUGAACCAGGAGUACUCGGCGUUUUUGAAUGAAAUCGGAGUCAGUAAGGACGAUCUGAGACAGUCGGGCGAUGCCUCGAAUGCGGGCCCGAGCGUCGGUGGCGCGAGUAUGCCGCUGCGUUCGAACGUUCCCGGUGGUCGCGGUCAGUACAAUAAUCUACGCCCGGGAGAUUGGGUCUGCGAGCCGUGCGGUUAUCCCAAUUACGCUUCCAGGCAAAUGUGCAAGAGAUGCAGCGAGCCUCGACCCGGUGGGCCACCGCCUUUGAGCGGAGGAUAUCAAAAUCGAGUACCUUUUCAGCAACAGAUCACGCACGCGCCGAUCACGCACGCGCCGAUCGGUGCCGGCGGGACCAUGAUGCGACAGGCGCCUCCGCCGCCUCCGCCGAUGAUGAUGCCCAUGGGCGCUCCUCAGACCUACAUCUCGGUGCCUCCGCCGCCUCCGGAAGAUGGUACGGCCGGCGUGCCACCUCCGCCGCCGGAAGACGGCACGGCGGGCGUUCCGCCCCCACCUGUGAUGCAAGUCGCUCCGCCACCUGUGGUGCAAGUCCCUCCGCCACCGGUGGUGCAAGUCCCUCCGCCACCGGUGAUGAACGUCCCCCCUCCGCCAACCGAUGAACCGGAGGAGGGCGAGCUCGGGGACGUGCCCCCGCCGCCACCGCCCGACUCCAAGGAAAAGGAGUUCGAGUCGUUCAUGAACAAUCUCUAG